GCGCAGUGUGAAACACCGGACGCUAUAACAGGAAGAAGCUCCAGCGUAUCAACUACCAAAGUCGUCUGUUUAUCGAGCUUGGCAUGAAUAUAUUUGAGAGUAACUGGGGUAAAACCUUAAGCUUCUUCACUGUUUUUGUUGUGGCGCUCGCCGCUGUUUUUUACUAUCUUGAGAAUUCAGAGAUUGACGAGAUCCCGAGAAUGGAUCUGAACGCGAUGGAGGAGAAUUACCGGCAGAAGAACAGAACGUGCUUCAUUCUCGGCGCUUCAGGUGAGACUGGAAAGGCGCUACUGAAAGAGAUAGUGGAGCGCAACAUCUUCUCCAACAUCACUCUCAUUGGACGAAGGCAGUUAACCUUCGAGGAUAAAGCUUAUGAAAAUCUGGUGCAAAAGGUGGUUGAUUUUGAGAAGCUUGAUGAGUAUGCCGAGGCUUUUCAGGGCCAUGAUGUUGGAUACUGCUGUCUAGGAACAACCAAAGCCAAAGCAGGAGCUGAAGGGUUUGUGCGGGUGGAUCACGACUACGUACUCAAGUCUGCAGAACUUGCCAAAGCAGGAGGUUGCUCACAUUUUCAUCUCGAAUCCUCCAAAGGUGCAGACAAAACCAGCAGCUUUCUCUAUCUGAAAACAAAGGGACAGGUUGAAGCAGAAAUUGAAGAUCUAGGGUUUGAGCGUUUCUCCAUUUAUCGACCAGCGGUGCUGUUAGUGGACAGAGAGGAGAGCAGGCCAGCUGAGUGGGUGGCCCGGAAAUUUCUUUGUGCAUUCUCCUCUGUUUUUCCUACAAUGUCUAUUCCCAUCACAGCAGUGGCCAGAGCUAUGGUUGUCAACACGCUGAAAGAUGGAGAGCAGAAAGUGGAAAUCCUCGAAAACAAGGCCAUAUACAAUCUUGGGGAAAUUGGAGACAAAGAAUAAAAAAAAAAUACUUUUAUUCUCACACUUCUAUAAUUAAGUGCAAUCCUGGCAUGAUUCUUCAGCAAGAUAAGCCAAAAUAUUGUUUUACUGGCAUUGAAUUAUUAUCAUAUUAAGCAUUUUAAAAGCAUAUUCGAAAUAUAGUACUGCUUUACACUAAUUUAAGGGUGAUAUGUACUGUGUUUCUGUAUGCUUGAUUUUGGAUUCUGGUGCUUUUUUUGUUAUGUCAUUUUAUAUUGCU
Molecule: messenger RNA, 1146 nt
Organism: Cyprinus carpio (common carp)
Lineage: Eukaryota; Metazoa; Chordata; Actinopteri; Cypriniformes; Cyprinidae
Product: HIV-1 Tat interactive protein 2
Biological process (GO): import into nucleus
Cellular component (GO): cytoplasm
Source: RefSeq, a predicted model, not a curated record